AUGAAUCUCAAGGUAGUCCUUGUGUUCCUGGCACUGUCCCUCAUUACCAUCUUUGCCCUGGCCUAUAUUUUGCUGACCAGCCAAGGUGGCUCCAGCCAGCCUCCCCGCUGCCCCUCUGUAUCCCCCAGUGCCCAGCCCCGGACACCCCCCAGCCAGAGCCAGCUGUUUGCAGACCUGAGCCCAGAGGAGCUGACGGCUGUGAUGAGCUUCCUGACCCAGCAGCUGGGGCCAGGCCUGGUGGACGCAGCCCAGGCCCGCCCCUCGGACAACUGCGUCUUCUCGGUGGAGCUGCAGCUGCCCCCCAAGGCUGCUGCCCUGGCCCACCUGGACAGGGGGAGUCCCCCGCCCGCCCGGGAGGCACUGGCCAUCGUCUUCUUUGGCGGACAACCCCAGCCCAACGUGAGUGAGCUGGUGGUGGGGCCGCUGCCGCACCCCUCCUACCUGCGGGAUGUGACGGUGGAGCGUCACGGGGGCCCCGUGCCCUAUCACCGACGCCCCAUGCUGGGAGCGGAGUUUGCCCAGAUGUGGAAACAUUUGAAGGAGGUGGAGCUACCCAAGGCACCAGUCUUUCUGGCUUCUGUCUUCAACUACAAUGGCUCCACUCUGGCACCUCUGCAUGCCACCCCCAGUGGCUUGCGCUCAGGGGACCGUGCUACCUGGAUAGCCCUCUACCAUAACAUCUCAGGUGUUGGGAUUUUCCUUCACCCAGUGGGGCUGGAGCUACUGCUGGACCACAGGGCCCUGGACCCUGCCCGCUGGGCUGUCCAGCGGGUCUUCUACCUUGGGCGCUACUAUGCAGACUUGGGCCAGCUGGAGUGGGAGUUUAAGGCUGGCCGGCUGGAAGUUGCUAGAAUUCCUCUACCCCUGCCGGAUGGGGCUUCAUCCCUGAAGUCCCGAGCCCCCCCAGGUCCUCUCCCCCCUCUUCAGUUCUCACCUCAGGGCUCCCGAUACAAUGUGCAAGGGAACCUGGUGGCGUCCUCCCUCUGGACAUUUACGUUUGGUCACGGGGUGUUCAGCGGCAUGAGGAUUUUUGAUAUUCGGUUCAAAGGCGAGCGAGUGGCCUACGAAGUCAGUGUCCAGGAGUGUGUGUCUGUCUAUGGUGCCGAUUCACCCAAGACAAUGAUGACCCGAUACUUGGAUAGCAGCUAUGGACUUGGCCGUCACAGCCGGGGCUUGGUUCGGGGAGUGGACUGCCCCUAUCAAUCUACGAUGGUGGACAUCCACAUAUUAGUGGGCACUGGGGCAGUCCAGCUGCUCCCGGGUGCUGUAUGCGUGUUUGAGGAGGCCCAAGGACUACCCCUUCGGAGGCACCACAAUCACCUUGAGAGUUAUUUCUAUGGUGGUUUGGCUGGCUCGGCCCUUGUAGUCAGGUCUGUGUCAUCCGUAGGCAACUAUGACUACAUUUGGGACUUUGUAUUGCACCCAAAUGGGGCUCUGGAAGGGCGGGUCCAUGCCACAGGCUAUAUCAACACGGCUUUCCUGAGUGGGGGUGAGGAGAGCCUCCUCUUUGGGAACCGCGUGGGGGAACGAGUGCUGGGGGCGGUGCACACGCAUGCCUUCCACUUCAAGCUGGACCUGGACGUGGCAGGGCUGAAAAACUGGGUGGUAGCUGAAGACGUGGUGUUUAAACCUGUGGCAGCCCCUUGGAGUCCAGAGCACCAACUGCAGCGCCCACAGCUGACUCGGCAGGUCCUGGGAAGGGAGGACCUGACAGCUUUUUCCUUGGGAAACCCCCUUCCCCGCUACCUUUAUCUGGCUAGCGACCAGACUAAUGUCUGGGGUCACCAGCGCGGGUACCGAAUCCAGAUCCACAGCCCCCUCGGCAUUCACAUGCCCCUGGAGAGCGACAUGGAGAGGGCCCUCAGCUGGGGGAGAUACCAGCUCGUGGUGACCCGGAGGAAGGAGGAGGAAUCACAGAGCAGCAGCAUCUAUUACCAGAAUGACAUCUGGACACCCACCAUGGCCUUUGCUGACUUCAUCAACAAUGAGACCCUCUUAGGAGAGGACCUGGUGGCUUGGGUUACAGCCAGCUUCCUGCAUAUCCCCCAUGCUGAGGAUGUCCCCAACACUGUGACUCUGGGGAACAGAGUUGGCUUCUUGCUCCGACCCUAUAACUUCUUUGAUGAGGAUCCUUCCAUCUUCUCCCCUGGCAGCGUCUACUUUGAGAAGGACCAGGAUGCUGGGCUCUGCAGUGUCAACCCUGUGGCCUGUGUCCCCCACCUGGCGGCCUGUGUCCCAGACUUGCCCCCUUUCUUUUACCAGGACUUUUAG
Messenger RNA from Puma concolor (puma), 2271 nucleotides. RefSeq names its product amine oxidase copper containing 2 (gene AOC2). NCBI's taxonomy places the organism in Eukaryota, Metazoa, Chordata, Mammalia, Carnivora, Felidae. The record is from RefSeq and is a predicted model, not a curated record. Gene Ontology annotation, biological process: amine metabolic process. Gene Ontology annotation, cellular component: plasma membrane. Gene Ontology annotation, molecular function: copper ion binding; primary methylamine oxidase activity; quinone binding.